Molecule: messenger RNA, 652 nt
Organism: Sitophilus oryzae (rice weevil)
Lineage: Eukaryota; Metazoa; Arthropoda; Insecta; Coleoptera; Curculionidae
Exons: 3
Coding region: 164-592 (142 amino acids)
Source: RefSeq, a predicted model, not a curated record
GUAUUUUUCCUGCGCUCAUUAUGACAAAUAAUGUCAAAUCUUUAUUGACAUUCCCAAACAGAAUGAAAUUCUUCGUAAUGUUUUUAGCCUGAAUGGAAACCUCCAAUCAUUUUUAACCGAAGAAAUUCUUGUUAGAUUUUAUUCUUUUUUGGAGUUAAAAAAAAUGGAAUUUUCCGGUGAUAUCCCUCAAUCUUACAUUCCUCCUCAUCCAGACACUAGCCAUAGACCUGCCAGGGUACUUUUUAGAGGUAACAUGUCUAGAAGACUGUCUCAAGUAUCCGGAAAUGCCCUGUAUUGGAUCAUGCAGAUUUUAAUACUCCUAACGUCAAUUUCUUUCAAUAUUUUGUGCAAUCCAAUAGUAUGGUUCCUGGUCAAGACUAUUUUCAACGUAGUGUCCGAAGUGUUGAUCUACAUGGUUCUAGGAAUAUGUUCUGUGCUUAUAAGCAUUAUUACACACUUGGAUGAGUACUACACCAAAGGAAAACAUCAAGGAAAAAGUGUUUUGAAUGAUACAGACUAUGCGAGCUAUAAUACUGAAGUUCCAAAAAACGUGAAAAGGUUUGUGGAUGUGCCAAAAGAUUAUUCAAUAUAGUAUAUUUCUUUCAAAAGGAAGUGUCUAAAUUGUAAAGUUUAGAAAAUAUAUUUUUACUAA